Messenger RNA from Pyricularia oryzae 70-15, 3226 nucleotides. RefSeq lists its product as uncharacterized. Lineage: Eukaryota; Fungi; Ascomycota; Sordariomycetes; Magnaporthales; Pyriculariaceae. The coding region runs from base 137 to 2458 and encodes 773 amino acids. The transcript has 2 exons. The record is from RefSeq and is a predicted model, not a curated record.
GUUCCUCCAUUCUUGACAACCCCAGUCCUAGCCUGGAGUUAUCGAGAUUAGAAGGCAGCGUUCCUCUCCUCCAGAUAUAGGAUCUUCUUUUGUCUAUUGAGGGAACGGAAAGUAAUUAUCGCAACAUAGUCGAAUAAUGGCGCGCCCCCGUCGCUCAACGCGCCUGGCCGCGAAUGCUGCUUCGGAGGAAUCAACCCUUCCUAAGCAGGAGCUCGGCUCGGUGGAAGAGACUGAUGAGACCACUCCCGUCGAGAAGACCCCGGCGAAGAAGAGCAAGCUUCCCAAGAGCAGCAGGUCAGCCAGAGGCAGAGCAGUAAAAAUCCAACCAGCGGAGAGCAGCCCAUCGCGUGCCCAUGACACGGCUAAGGAUGAGGCCCAUGCGGCUUCCUCCCCUUUCCCGCGAACUCCGGCAUCGUCUGCCAUCAAGCCACCAGCAACAGAGAUGCAUCCCGAGCACUACCACGCUUCUACCGCCGCUCCUUCCUCUGCUUUGCACCUUGGAUUCUCAGACAUCAAUCCCGCAGGCCCCCUGAACUCAUCACCUACCAUGGAGGUGACGCAGAGGGCAGCAGCGGCACCGUCGCGCAGGACCAGCACAGUACCAUCAGCGCCAUUCACUUUCCAUCUUGAAAACCCAAACGCUGCAACUGGAGGCCUCAGUGAGCGUACUAAAGCACUCCUCGAAGAUAUGCGUGGCGACAUUGAGCAGAUCGCGGCGGAUCUCAGGGCUAAGCGUGACCAGGAGAAGGCGGAGGCGGAGGCAAACGGACGCAAGAUCGCCUCGGCCAAGGGAAAACGUGGUCGAUUCAGUGACGUACACUGGAAGGAACUUCAGAAGAUGGACUCGAUUGUCAAUCACCCCAGCGUCCAACGCUACAAGACGAUGAAUAGCAACGGCAGUAGCAGCAGCAUCGCUGGUAAUGUCUCGACCAGUCCGGCUCAAUUGACCAAGGGCAUCAAGAGAACGCAAUCCAAAGCAAACCUCAACGACUCGGAACCUCGUAGGGGUACUGUGACUGCUGAGUCCUCUAGGAAGCCGCCCGCAAAGUUUCCCAUCUCACCCGCCAAGCGGCAAAAUGGUCUUUUCGGGGGCGGCAGCGAUGAGGUGCCUCAGUCCGCAGUCAAGCGGGCAAGACAGCGUAUUGAGGACGAUGCAUCUACUGCUCGGCCUGUAUCAAGAGAUGCCAGUAGCAUUCCACGGCCGACUACCGCCGGCAGGGAAGGCCCAGGCCUCCCGCGAUCUCACACCACGGUGCCGGCGUUGAUGACUCCAACAAAAUCAUCUCUGGCCCGAUCUGCCGCCUCGGCGGCAAAGCCAGGCCCGAGCGGGACCCUCACUGCUCCCGCACCACCAGGACGUCUCAAGACAUCUGCAAGCAACAGCAGUUUGGCCAUGGCGUCCAAGAUUGCGGUACCAGUCCGGUCACCCAGCCGAUUCGAUAGGAUCAAAUCGAUGCUUCGAGGAGUGCAGAAAGAUGAUAGCCCCAAACCUGGUAGCGCCCUGCCUGUGCCAAGGGCUUCUGGUCUUAAAACACCCUCCGCUUCUAACCUCGAGAAGCCACUACCUGCAGUGCCGGCAACUACUCCUUCUCGCAAGCUUAUGAAGCGUGUGGUCUUCACUCCGGAUUCCAAGAAGCCCGUCACUUUUCUGGGAAAUGAUCGCACCCCUUCUCCGCUGAAGUCAAUUUUGAAGUCGGGCUUGCCCCGGUCGAAAACGAUGGGCAAGCUACCCGAAGUACACUAUCCGAAUCUAGACACAGUCAUGGAUGAAGGUGAAGGCCAGGAAAGCAGCGUGCCCGCGGUACAAUAUCCGGAUUUGCAAACUCUGACAGAUGGACCCCCCGAUCUUACGACGACCUCAGAGACUGAUGGUCUCGGUUCGGCGGUGCCUGGAACAUUUACUUUUAGAAGCGAUCACACGAUCGAGUUCGGUGGCACCUCGCCUGUCGGCUUCGGCGGCUCUCGCGGUCAGUCCAGUGUGAGGCAUGUUCGGCAGUCAAUCAUGCCUUCGCAGAGCUCCAUGGCGAUGCCCGGUAGCUUUCCGGACUCAGUGACCGAGUUCACUAACGGAGGCGGUGGUAACUCUGGCCAGCGCGAAAACAAGGAGAACCGUGCCCCGUCAGCAUUCCUGCCUGCCGUAAAGCAUGGUCUUGGUAACAAGAAGCGCCAUCGUGCGGACUCGGAUGAUGAAGACGAGGUCUUUGAGGAACGGGCAACCAAGAGGGCACGUCAAAUUGAGGACGGCGAAGCUCUUUUUGGCUCAAGCCGUGGUGCCAAGGGGUCGGUCAGUGUGCCCCCUAAGGCUCGCAAACAGCAUCCGAGAACGAUGUUGUACAGCUCGCCCAAGAAGCCUUCAGAGUUUCCCGGGGUUGGUACUAAAACCCCAUCCCCCGUGAAGAGGUCGGGCAUAAGUCUCAGUCGCCUUUCCAUGCUUGCACGUCCCAAAAUGCGAAAAUGAGAUAAUUUUUGCUCGCGCGACAUGUCUCUCGAGAGGCUCUAAUUUGUCCGGGUCUUCAAUGACGAUUAGACCGCCGUAAGCCGAAUUGCUUACGACUGAGCGACGCUCAGGGAGUCAGUCCUUUGUCAUCAACAGAACGGUGUAAUCUGUGCCGUUCGUGCAGUCUUUUUGCACUUUCUAGAAUGUCUAAAUACUUUGGUUCUAUUUUUCUUCACUUUAAAAAUCGUAAGAACCCCUUUCCCUGGACAUGUCAUCAGCAUGGUGUGACCAGCGGGCGGAAAGGGUCAGACUGCGAGGUUCCGCACAGGCUUUGUUUGGGUUAUGGUUUCUUUUUGUUGUUCGCCUCUACGAUAGGUGAUGGGUUGGGCAGGUCAUGGAGUUUAUUUGAAAAAUGAACACAAAAAAGCAGGCAACAACUUGUUUGAUGGCAGAGACAUUUAGAAGAGGAGGCUAGGGUCGACCACUGAGACUUUUUAUCUUGGUUCUAACCGAAUCUCCUGUUCUCUGCUUAAAUGUUCAGCUACUGCGUCUCUUUGUUUGUUGGAUUAUGUUUCAGGGAAGCCCUUGGGAUUUUGGGAUCGCUGGUAUAUUUCUCUUGCAUUUAUUUAUGGUCGAGUGUACAUCAUUAUCUCGCGUUUGGUCGGGUCGGUCUAGGAAAAUCGCAAAGCAUUUAUGCUUCGUUCUUAAUUCAGCGCGCCUUUUGGCCGUCGUUAACAAGCUGUACAGCUGCCUCUCUUUCUGUAUGAUAUGCUACCCGUGCAAUAAGAG